Molecule: messenger RNA, 795 nt
Organism: Drosophila rhopaloa
Lineage: Eukaryota; Metazoa; Arthropoda; Insecta; Diptera; Drosophilidae
Product: accessory gland protein Acp29AB-like
Exons: 1
Coding region: 1-795 (264 amino acids)
Molecular function (GO): signaling receptor activity
Source: RefSeq, a predicted model, not a curated record
AUGGCUGGAGGUGGUUCUGGAUCUCAGGCAUUUCCCCAGAAAAGUGCUGGUUCUGGAAGUCAACCGGACCACAUUUCAAGGAUGAAAACAAAGAUGGACUACAUUGUCGUCAACCAGGUCACCCUUGCCGAACAGAACCGGACAAACAUCCAGCUGGCAGCCCUGCAACAAGUUGUAACCAUUGAUAAGAGUUCACAGGAGUCCAAGGAUGUCCGACUAGACAGGAUGUACGACCAGCAGAUCAAGUUUCAAAAAUAUUUAUAUUCUCAUAUGGAAGUUCAGCAGAAACACUUUGACGAGAUAUUUGACAGGAUUCAUGAGCAGUUGAAAGCGGUGCUAAAUAAGUUGGAAGGCAUUUUAGCAAACAGCACUGGAGCCAAAGCCAGUGCGGUGGAAAGCAUUCCUAUUCCCCCGAAGUUCGAGCUGAUCGGAUCCAGGUAUUUUUAUAUCGAAGACAAAGUUCAGCAAGAUUUUGAAACUGCUGCCAGUACCUGUAUCCAAAUGGGUGGGUAUCUGGCCUCCAUUAAGGACGAAGAGGAGCUAAACCUAAUCCGCAUGAAACUCAGGAAAAAAGAGGGCUACUGGCUGGGCACCAACGAUCACAAAGAAAAGGGCAGUUUUGUGUCCUUGGCCUCCAGAAAACCAGCCUUUGUAAAAUGGGCCAGGGGAGAGCCCUUAGACUUUUUCCCAACUAACUGCAUUGAAUUAUUUUACAGCAGAGAUGUGGAAAACAUGAUGCUGAUGGAUUGUGAUUCGGAAAGAUACUUUAUUUGCCAGGCUGAUAAAGAAAUUUAA